Messenger RNA from Zingiber officinale, 1437 nucleotides. Its product is annotated as cysteine proteinase 1-like. Gene Ontology annotation, cellular component: lysosome. The transcript is spliced from 4 exons. The record is from RefSeq and is a predicted model, not a curated record. The coding region runs from base 130 to 1269 and encodes 379 amino acids. Gene Ontology annotation, molecular function: cysteine-type endopeptidase activity. NCBI's taxonomy places the organism in Eukaryota, Viridiplantae, Streptophyta, Magnoliopsida, Zingiberales, Zingiberaceae.
UUUGACCACGUGCUAUCCAACUACCAGGACGAUCUCAAUCUACCGUUCCAUUCCAUCUCAUUCGUCACUGGCCGGUGCGGGCAGAUAAAUGGGUGGGACGGCACCGAAUAGAGCAAAGGAAAAAAAAACAUGCCAUUGGAUCGCCUCUCCCACUCCUUUUUCCUCUUUCUGACCAUCGCCGCUGUCGCCACCGCGGCGUCGUCCCGUCUGCAACCCGACGAACAUGACGACGCUUUGAUCCGGCAGGUGGUGCAGGAUGAUCCGGCCAUCAUCGGUGGAGAAGACGGAGAGCUCUCGGACCUCGACGCGGAGGUCCACUUCUCCAGCUUCAUCAGGCGGUUCGAGAAGACCUACGCACACGCCGAAGAGCGGGCUCUCCGAUUCGCUAUCUUCAAGGCCAACCUGCGGCGGGCGAGGAGGCACCGGAUUCUUGACCCCACCGCUGUCCACGGCGUCACCAAGUUCUCCGAUCUCACUCCUGCCGAGUUCCGCCGCACCUACCUCGGCCUCCGCGGUCGUCGUUCGUCUGUAGCUUCUUCGUCCCACGAGGCGCCGAUCCUUCCCACCAACGACCUUCCAGAAAACUUCGACUGGAGGGAUCACGGCGCAGUCACCCCUGUCAAGAAUCAGGGUUCGUGUGGAUCAUGCUGGUCCUUCAGUGCUGCUGGGGCACUUGAAGGGGCCAACUUUCUGGCGACGGGCAAGUUGGAGAGCCUCAGUGAACAGCAGCUUGUGGACUGCGAUCAUGAGUGUGAUUCCUCUGAACCAGGUUCUUGUGACCAAGGCUGCAAUGGCGGUCUUAUGACUACUGCAUUUGAGUACUUGCAAAAAUCUGGUGGUCUUGAGCGUGAAGAAGAUUAUCCUUAUACGGGGACUGACCGUGGCACUUGCAAAUUUGAUAAAUCAAAGAUUGCUGCUUCAGUCUACAACUUCAGUGUCGUCUCCAUCGAUGAAGAUCAAAUUGCAGCUAACCUUGUGAAACAUGGACCCCUUGCAGUGGGAAUAAAUGCAGUAUUCAUGCAAACAUACAUGCAUGGUGUUUCAUGCCCUUAUGUAUGCGGGAGGCAUUUGGAUCACGGCGUGCUGCUGGUGGGUUAUGGCUCUGCUGGCUAUGCUCCCAUUCGCCUCAAGGAGAAGCCCUACUGGAUCAUUAAAAACUCGUGGGGCGAGAACUGGGGAGAGAAGGGUUACUACAAGAUUUGCAGAGGCAGGAAUAUCUGUGGGGUGGAUUCCAUGGUCUCUACUGUCACUGCUAUUCGCACUGAGUAAGAUUAAAACAUUUCCCUGGCUAUUACAUACAUUCUUGCAAGGGUUAGUAUUCUACAAUUUAUAAAUAUUACGCGCCUGACUAUAUGGAGGAUUUAAGCUUUGUGUGCUUAUGGUAACCCUUUGAACUGGCUUCUAAGCUAAAUAUAACUGAAGACGCAUGUUCAAUUA